This is a messenger RNA of Acanthocheilonema viteae, 1854 nucleotides long. The record is from the annotation of a GenBank genome assembly. Lineage: Eukaryota; Metazoa; Nematoda; Chromadorea; Rhabditida; Onchocercidae.
AUGUUGAUCGAUGUGUUGCUUGCCAAUAACAAAGUGCGCAUGCGCGAUUCUUCUGCCGUAGAACAGAAACUUAAUCAGAUUAUCAAUGCUAGCAAGAAUAAACUUUUGGUUGUCUCAGAUUUUGAUUACACGCUAUCGCGUUUCCACGACGCUGAAGGUAAAAGUUGUUUGACAACACACGGUGUUUUUGAUAGUGCUGCAUGGAAGGUGUCCCAGGAGCUUGGUACUGUUCUCGAGAGACUGAAGGCAAAGUACUUUCCGAUUGAGUUUGACCCACAUAUAACAAUUGCUGAAAAAAUUCCUCAUAUGGAAAACUGGUGGAGAACUUCCCACGAACAUAUCAUCAAAACUGGUUUUACGAAGCAAACGAUUCAAAAAUUUGUUUCCGAAGCAAAGCUCGAAUUAAAGGAAGGAGCUGAGGAGUUUGUGCUAUCGCUGCAUAACCAUAACGUACCUUUAAUUAUUUUUUCUGCUGGCAUAGGAAAUGUAAUUGACUUUUUUUUGCAAAAAAAACUUGGCGAGUAUCCAAGUAAUGUGCAUAUUGUCUCAAACAUGAUGAUAUAUGAUGAAAACGAUGUAGCAGUUGCAUUUAGCGAACCUCUUAUUCACACAUUUUGUAAGAACAGUGCUAUUAUUAAUGGUCAUGGGUCGUUGUUCCAUGAAAUUUCAUCGCGAACAUGUGUUUUAUUAAUGGGCGACUCUCUAGGAGAUUUGAAAAUGGACGUAGGUCUGGAAUGUGAACAAGUUGCAUUAAAAAUAGGUUUUCUGAAUUAUAAUGACGAAACAUUGUUAGCCAAAUAUUUGGAUGGAUAUGAUAUCGUUUUAUUGGAUGAUCAGACUAUGCAUGUGCCUCGUUUAAUUCUCAAUUCCAUAUUCGAAACAGAUAGAAAUGAAAAGAAUCUAAGGACAGUUGCUCCUGUAAGUACUGUAGUUCCUGUACCGACGACUACAGUUCUACCCGCUGUUGUUGCUUCGGGAGAAAAUGCAGUAAUUGAAUAUGAAAUACCUCCUUGGGCAGGAAGACCACCAAGUGGAUGUCAUCUUGAUGUUUUGAAAGGUGAUCAGUUGAUUCAGAAAUUAAUGAUUGAUGAAAAGCGUGCCUAUUUUUUUGGUCGUAAUCCGAAGCAAUGUGAUUUUGUGGUAGAACAUGCAUCAUGCUCCAGGGUGCACGCUGUUUUGAUUUAUCAUAAAUUUCUGCAACGAUUUGCGCUUGUGGACAUGAAUAGCUGUCAUGGCACCUUUGUUGGUAAAGUUCGCAUUGGGCCAAAGCAACCAAUUUUCAUAGAUAUUGCCAGCAUAUUUCAUUUUGGUGCGUCCACGAGGAGAUAUAUAUUGCGGGCAAAACUUGAAUCGGGCAAUGAUGACGAUGAAGGAAAUAAAGAUUUACUGCCAGAGGAACAUGAGCUCGAGAACCUAACUGAGUAUAACACAGCGCUAAAUAGACGAAUACCAGUCAUACCAAUUUCACUGGAAGAUGCGCGGCGGAAAAAAAGACCACGUGGGAAUGUUGCAUUUAUUGAAGAAGAAACCAUAAUUAAUCCAGAAGAUGUUGAUCCAACAGUAGGACGUUUUCGAAAUUUGGUUGCUACUGCAAUUAUAUCAACAAAACGAAAACCUUCGGAAGAGGGAACUGAACAAAGAACUAAGGAAGGUCCUACCCAGAAGAAGAUUUUGAGACCUGGACGCUUAUAUGCGAAAAGUUUACCGGAGCCCACCUCUGGACAUGUUGGGCCUUUCGUUCAGGGAACACAUCGAAUACAUGACAAUGAAGAUGGUGAUGCACCUCACAAGAAGAAAUAUGCCAAAGAAUCGUGGCCAGGCAGAAAAUCGAAUCAGAGCCGAGUUCUGGCAUAA